Molecule: messenger RNA, 3448 nt
Organism: Zychaea mexicana
Lineage: Eukaryota; Fungi; Mucoromycota; Mucoromycetes; Mucorales; Lichtheimiaceae
Product: trypsin-like cysteine/serine peptidase domain-containing protein
Exons: 8
Coding region: 141-3347 (1068 amino acids)
Biological process (GO): proteolysis
Molecular function (GO): serine-type endopeptidase activity; protein binding
Source: RefSeq, a predicted model, not a curated record
CUCUUUUCUUUCUCCUAGCUUUACCCCGGAGCUUGUAGCAUUUUUUUUUGAAAAGAAGUUUAUACAGAAAGAAUUUUUUCCCUCUAUUCUUUCCCUCUAACUCUCACGGCAUAAAGAACACCAUAUAAGCUACUGCUGUUAUGGAUGACUUUAGACAUCCACUUUCAACGACUCCUUCACGCGGAACGAUAGAAACGUCCAACCCUGUUAUUUCAGGUGACGUCAACUCCAAUUUGCGAGCACCAUCUGAUAGUGUCGCUUCGUCAACAACUCGCUUUGAACAGCAAGGCUUAGGCAAUGCUGGUAUUGACAGCAAAACGUUUCGUGGUCGCUCUAAAUCCUUAGCCUCCACCGGAUUGAGUGGCCUUCCACCACGUCUGCCGGUCGACUAUCAUUUUGGUCCAGCUGAUUCAUACGGACAAGCGCCGUCAACUGGAACCAACGUCCCUUAUAAGGCUCGAUCUUGGGAACCCACGCUAGAAAAAGCGAUCAAAGCCAUUGUUUCUAUAAAAGCAAGCCAUGUCCGUAGUUUCGACACAGAGACAUCGGGUGGCUACACCGCAACUGGUUUCAUUGUAGAUGCUGAACGUGGCAUCAUUGUCACCAAUCGCCACGUCGUUUCACCUGCACCAAUCGUUGCUCAAGCAGUGCUGACGAAUUAUGAAGAAGUAGAGCUCAAACCAGUGUAUCGAGAUCCCGUGCACGAUUUCGGUUUCAUGAAGUUUGAUCCUAGUAAAAUCAAGUUCAUGGAGACACAGGAGAUUGAACUUAGCCCAGAACGAGCUAAAGUGGGCUUAGAUAUCAGAGUUGUUGGUAAUGAUGCAGGAGAGAAGUUGAGCAUUCUUGCUGGAACGCUCGCUCGUUUGGACCGACGUGCUCCUGAAUAUGGUAUUGGCGAAUUCAACGAUUUCAAUACUUUCUAUUUGCAAGCAGCUUCAGGCACCAGCGGUGGAUCCUCAGGUAGUCCCGUUCUUGACAUUGAUGGCCAUGCCGUAGCACUCAAUGCAGGCGGUGCCAGUCGUGCCUCAUCGAGCUAUUAUCUGCCAUUGGACCGUAUCAAGCGCGCCUUGGGCUAUAUCCAACAAGGGAUGCAAGUGCCCCGUGGUACACUCCAAACAGAAUUCGAGUAUUUGCCCUAUAACGAGGUGCGCCGUCUUGGUUUGAAGGCACACAUUGAAGAGAAAGUGCGCACCAAAUUCCCUGACGAAACUGGCAUGCUUGUUGUCCGAUCGCUUUUGCCCAAGGGUCCGGGUGAUGGUGUCUUGGUGCCCGGUGAUAUCAUUAUCGGCUGUAAUGGCCAGAUGGUCCCACACUUUAUCUCGCUGUUUGGCGUCAUAGAUGACUCCGUUGGCAAGCAAAUCAAAUUGACCAUUUCGCGUGGCAAGAAGGUGCAGGAUGUCAUGCUGACGGUUCAAGAUUUGCAUGAAAUCACACCCAAUCGUUUUGUUGAAAUUGGUGGCGGUGUGGUUCAUGAUUUGUCGUAUCAGUUGGCUAAGUCAUAUUCGCAGCCUGUUGCUGGUGUCUAUGUAGCCACGUCCGGACACAUGCUGGCAAGUGCCAGUGCAUGGCGCAAGAGCAUUAUUGUCAGCGUUAAUAAUAUCCCAACACCAAAUCUUGAUGCGUUUAUUGAGGCAAUGAAUACAUUGCCCGAUGGAGCUCGGGUUCCUAUUCGAUUUUAUGCUCUGCACAAAGCUUACAAGGAUAAAGUAAUGAUCAUGCAUGUUGAUCGUCACUGGCACAAGUUCAGACUGGCUGUCAGGAAUGACUUAGACGGCCUUUGGGAAUACACGGAGAUGCCACCGCCACCCUCUGCGCCUCCAUACAAGCCUUCAACUGCCUCUUUGCCGCCACUCGACUCUUCUAUGGAGCUUGCCAAGAAGUUGCUGCCAUCCUUUGUCGCUAUCGACUUUUACCUUCCUUAUCUCGUAGACGGUAUGAAAGCAACACAGUUUUAUGGUACUGGCUUUAUCGUAUCCAAGGACCCACCAUUGAUUGUCUGCGACCGUGAUACUAUUCCGAUCAGCUUGGGCGAUAUCAUGAUCACCUUUGCCAACAGCAUUAUCAUCCCCGGCAAACUCUUGUUUUUGCAUCCAUUUUACAACUUUGUGAUCUUGACUUAUGACCCAGCCUUGAUUGGCGAAACGCCCGUGGAAGCAGUCGAGUUUAGCGACAAGGAAUUAAACCAAGGGGAUGAAGUUUACUUUACUGGCAUGGGCAGCGACCAUAGUGUGAACACGAAAAAAACCAACAUCAGCGGGGUAUCCAAUAUCGGCACCCGUGAAUGUUCGCCACCGCGAUGGCGUGCCAUGAACGUUGAAGGCGUCAAAAUCGAUGACUCUUUUAAUUCGCAAGGUGGACUGUUGACUACGGAGGACGGUAAAGUUCAAGCUCUAUGGGUGAGCUACUCGUCCCAGAACGAAAAAGGCAAAGACAUUUCUUUCAUGUCUGGCUUGCCUACAUCACUGGUCAAACCUGCAAUUGAGCAUUUUUUGAACGGCGACAAGGUUGUGUUCAAGGGCAUGGAUGUGGAGUUUUGGACGAUGCGUAUUGCUGCAGCACGUACGUUGGGCUUGACCGACGAGUGGGUGAAAAAGGUCGAACAGAGCGGCAGUACAAGACACACAUUGCUCUACGUGCUUAGCAUUUUGGAUGAACGUAGUCCAUCCGCCAAGGUAUUGAAUGUGGGCGACGUUGUAUUGAGCAUCAAUGGCCAGCUCGUGACCCGCAUGUCCGACUUGAUGCGUAUCCAUGACAACGACAGCGGUAGCGUCGAUAUGGUGGUUCUUCGCAAUGGCAAGGAAAUGCAAGUUACCGUGCCCAUGAGCCAGUUUAGCGACUAUGAAACGACACGUGUGAUUGGGUGGCAAGGUGCCUUGAUCCAGCGGCCGUACAAGGCUGUACUCGAACAAGUACGCAAUGUGCCUGACGGCGUAUAUGUGUCUUGCACAUUAUAUGGUUCGCCAGCGUCCAACGUGCUCAGACCUGGUGUAUGGAUUGUCGAGGUGAAUGGCCGGCAAGUACGCGAUUUGGACUCGUUCCUCAACGUUGUACACCAACAUGAAUCAGAAAUGAUGCGACGGCGCCGACCUAGUUAUAUUCCACCAGUCAAGCGUUCCGCUGCAGAACAAGCCAAGCAGCUGUCAUUUACUGAUGGAGAUGCACUCAAAGCGGACGAUACUGAUGAAGAUGACGAUAACAACGACGAAGGAUAUAUUCGCAUCAAGACAGUAAGCAGAAACGAGACUGUUCGAGUCGCAGCGCUCAAGUUGGAUGUACAUUAUUGGGACACUUGGCAGCUUGUCCGGGAUGAUAGCAAAGUAUGCGGAUGGGUAUGUGAACCAGCUUAAGAAAAACCAGACAUAGCACACCACAAAUCAGCAAAAAUUACAAUAGAAUUUCUCUUUUUAACUGAUUUAUCAUGUGACAAAAGUGAAAAUACAUAUAAUUA